Messenger RNA from Penicillium canescens, 219 nucleotides. RefSeq lists its product as uncharacterized. The transcript has a single exon. Lineage: Eukaryota; Fungi; Ascomycota; Eurotiomycetes; Eurotiales; Aspergillaceae. Bases 1 to 219 code for a protein of 72 amino acids. The record is from RefSeq and is a predicted model, not a curated record.
AUGCAUGAUGUUAUUUCCGGAUCAUCCGAUAACAAGGAAGAAAACCACACUUUAAUCCCCACCCAGUCCCCGCACACCACCAUCAUCUCGCUCUUCGACAGCAAAAACACAGCCACAGCCACAGCCCCAGUUUGCGCCAAACUGCUGCCUGAUUUCCAGAAAUCGAAGCUGUCAAUGCUCUUAUACAUACACGGCUUCGGCACUUAUGCAAGUCCAUAG